AGCUCAUAGAGUUUUAAGACCUUUAAUUCAUUAAAGUGUUAUAAACUUUUGUAAGCUUCAAAAAUAUUUCUGGCGAAGUCUAAAAUGGAUUUUACCAAAACGUCCAGCGUUGAGGAAAGUGAAAAUACCGAGAAUAUAACGCAUGCUAAAAACUUGCACAAAAAUGUAUCGAAAUUUUACGAGACCAUAGGAAAUGUUUCCCGAAACAUGCGCAAGGAUGAUUGGACGUACUUGCAACGCCAUCCGGAGAUCCGAGCCAUAAUUCGGGUGAUUACAGCCGAGGCGAUCAAAGCGAAGCCAUCAAAUAUAUUCCAAUUUACAGCACAUUUAUUUUCUAACGAUAACUAUGAAGAGUUCGUUGAAAAGAUCAACAAGCAACUGAAGUGGGUUAACGAGCAGUUGAGAGGAGGCACAUGGAAUCCUGCAGAUGGAGAUAUUCCCUUUCCAGAAUCCAGCGAAACGUCUUCGGAAAAUCAUUGCGAAACUGUUUUUGAAACUUCUAAAGAAUUGGAUGAGACCGAAAAAUUAGUUUGUCCUGAAAAUUUUAAGCCUAGCUGUAAAAAAUGUUGAAGCAUUUAAACUUGAAAAAAUGUAAAUUGAUGGCAGGAAAUAAGCUACAUAUUUUGGCAUUUUAAAAAUUUAUAAGCGAAUUGUAAAGAAAAAACAUGUUAAGCAAUUUAAUUAAAUUCUAAUAU
Molecule: messenger RNA, 695 nt
Organism: Drosophila rhopaloa
Lineage: Eukaryota; Metazoa; Arthropoda; Insecta; Diptera; Drosophilidae
Exons: 2
Coding region: 85-570 (161 amino acids)
Source: RefSeq, a predicted model, not a curated record